Molecule: messenger RNA, 872 nt
Organism: Phacochoerus africanus (Common warthog)
Lineage: Eukaryota; Metazoa; Chordata; Mammalia; Artiodactyla; Suidae
Gene: CIMIP7
Product: chromosome 1 C3orf84 homolog
Exons: 3
Coding region: 236-871 (211 amino acids)
Source: RefSeq, a predicted model, not a curated record
AUCCUUAACCCACUGAGUGAGGCCAGAGAUUGAACCUGCAACCUCAUACUUCCUAGUGGGAUUUGUUUCCACUGUGCCAUGACAGGAACUACCAAGACUUGCUGCUCUAAUGAUAGAUGGAAACACCUCUCCACUAGCUGCUCUCCCAUGGUGUCCCUCCUCCUCUGAUUCUUUCUAUUCCGUCUGGAAUUCCCAGGAGAGGCUUCUAGCAUAAGGGCUCUGACCUCUAGGACUCAUGGUGGGGGUGUGGGUGGGAUUCACUCUCAAGCCUGCCUUGUUACAGCACAACAGUGGCUUCUAUGGGCACUACAGAGGCCAAUUCAAGAGUGAAAGUGCUCGAGAAUACCGCCUUGCAGCCAAGCCCCAGCCUCCAGCAGUGUUCCUGCAGCGAUGUCAGGAACCAGCACGGCAACACUACUUCUCCAAGCAUGACAACCGCACUUCCUUCGACAAAGGCCCCUAUUGCCUGCUACAGGGAAUUGGAAGGCGGAAAGACCUGGCACGCCUGUGGCAGCAGCACACUUUCCUGCACUGGGCACCCUGUGAACUGGAGUUGAGCCAGCAGCGGCCCCUUCAAUCUUCCUACCAGGCCAAUUUCCAGUCAGUUCCAGGACUUAGUGGCCUCCCCCAGCGCCUUGUCCACUUUGUACAGAUUCAGCCUCCCCGUGCCAGCACCACCUACCAGCAGAACUUCUGUCAGCCAUCCCGGGGUGGCCACUGUGGCAGUGACAACAUGGGGCUCCAGGCCCCGGUCACCAACACACUGCCUGACCUCCCAGAGAUCCCUAGACCCAAGCUGCUGCAGCAUUACCUUCAUGCUGGGGUCUCUGAGUGUCUAAACUGGUCUAGAACAUUAAACAAGGACAGCUGAC